CAGAUCGAGCGAAGGCGGUACCUUCAGAAGCGCAAUCGGCGUAGAGAAAAUCUGAUAAAAAAAGCAUUCCAAAUGUGCAUCCUUUGUGACACUGAAAUAUUUCUCGGCAUCCGUGUCAAGGAAACUGGUCAAGUCACAACAUUUUGCUCAGAUCCCGCCGGUAUUUGGUCCUCUUCACUAUCAUGUUUGGAGUCUUAUUACCCGGUUCCUAUUCACAAGACACUAGACGACUUCCUGAAAACACGAGAGGAAGAUGAGGAGGACCAAGGAGAUCCGAAUAGCGAGGAAGCU
Talaromyces proteolyticus is the source of this 291-nucleotide messenger RNA. RefSeq lists its product as uncharacterized. Gene Ontology annotation, molecular function: DNA binding; protein dimerization activity. Lineage: Eukaryota; Fungi; Ascomycota; Eurotiomycetes; Eurotiales; Trichocomaceae. The transcript has 2 exons. The annotation marks the transcript as partial. The record is from RefSeq and is a predicted model, not a curated record.